Molecule: messenger RNA, 918 nt
Organism: Enterobius vermicularis (human pinworm)
Lineage: Eukaryota; Metazoa; Nematoda; Chromadorea; Rhabditida; Oxyuridae
Source: the annotation of a GenBank genome assembly
AUGCAUCGUCCAUUAUUUCUUCUCAUCUUAUUGUUUGUCUUCGUUAUAUUGACUCAAUCUAAAAUUUACCGUAAAAAGAAAUUUCAUUUGCGUAACCGAUACAACGUUCAUGGAUGUUACAAAAAAUCUGGAAUGGUCUAUGAACACAAAGGGAAUCCCCGGAUAUAUGAACAAGACGGAUAUAAUUAUGAUGAACUACCUUUAGCCUGGGACUGGAGGAAUGCUGACGGAAUCAACUACGCUAGUGUUGACCGUAAUCAACACAUUCCGCAAUACUGUGGUUCCUGUUGGGCAUUCGGAGCCACAAGUGCCUUAGCAGACCGUAUCAACAUCAAGAGAAGAAACGCUUGGCCUUCAGCACUUCUUUCUGUUAUUGACUGCGCUGGGGCAGGAAGUUGUGAAGGCGGUGAACCGGGUGGAGUAUACAAGUUUGCUAAGGAGUACGGUAUACCGCAUGAAACUUGCAAUAAUUACCAGGCUCGAGAUGGAGUGUGUAACCCACAGAAUCGAUGCGGAUCGUGUUGGCCAGGAGAGUGCUAUUCAAUCCAAAACUACACGGUAUAUAAAGUAAAAGAAUACGGCCGAGUUUCUGGGAUCAAUAAAAUGAAAGCCGAGAUAUUCCACAACGGGCCAAUUGCAUGUGGUGUCGCUGCGACAAAGGCUUUUGAGGAUUAUGCUGGUGGGAUUUACAAAGAAAGCACACAUGAACCAAUUGACCAUAUAAUAUCUGUCCAUGGCUGGGGUGUCGAUCACGAUUCCGGAGUACCUUACUGGAUUGGAAGAAAUAGCUGGGGUACUCCUUGGGGAGAAAAUGGGUGGUUCCGCGUAGUUACUUCUGAAUAUAAAGAUGGUGGUUCGAAAUAUAAUCUCAAAAUAGAGGAGGACUGUGUUUGGGCUGACCCACUAAUAGAGGAUUAA